UGACAGAAGAUCCUGGGUUGCUGAAAGUGAGGAGUUCUGCCAAAACUUUGAAGAUCCCUGUAAACUUUGCAAAUUACCCAUCUUUUGGAGACAAUUAUAUCAAACGAUAUCGUGGAUUACAAUACAUGAGAAGCGUUUAGAGCCUGRAAGAUUAUUUAUGUUUGGCAUUAACUCUUAUGGUCAUAAUUUCAAGUGGAGAGAAAAGGAAUACACAGGAACCCUCUUAUUAUCUUUUGAAAUAUGAAGAUCACAGGAAAAGAAGGGUUUAAAUUGUGAAGUGAUGGUCCUCAAAACCUUUCUGUGCAUUAACUGGCAUCCUACACCUAUAAAAACAAGGCUUUCCAGGCACAGUGUGGACCUCAUGAGCUGUAAGCCUUGCUUUGAGAUCUGAGUUUUUAUACAGUACAGGAGGAAACUGCAGCCYGUGGGGCAGAGUACCUACACAAAUGUUGGAUUAAUACCUUGGAAGCCAAGUUCAGGAAUUAACACACCACUAGUGAGGAAAAAAAGAAGCAUGGACAGCAAUGAAGACGAUGCUAAACUGUUGAAGAGGGCUGCAUUUCCAGGAGCUGUGUCCCACAUGUACCCCCAUGGGGUACCCCUGAGAGAAACAUUCAGCCUUCCCUUCCCUCUGGACCCAUCCUACUGGGAGCAAGCCCGCAGCGGGCACCCAGGUGGCAUCUCCUACAUCCCAUUUCCCAGCUACGUGGGCAUCUAUGACUAUUCCUUCGAGCCCGCCUUCAUUCGGAAGAGGAACGAGCGGGAGCGGCAGCGGGUGCGCUGUGUGAACGAGGGCUACACCCGCCUCAGGGAGCACCUGCCCAAGGAAUUCGCUGACAAACGCCUGAGCAAGGUGGAGACSCUGAGAGCUGCCAUAAACUACAUCAAACACCUGCAGAGCCUGCUGGACUGCCAUCCCUUGGGAUCGGACAGCGAGGAAACGCUCUGUGCUAAGGAGCUGCCGGCAUCUUCCCCGCGGGAGUGCAACAGUGAUGGRGAGUCCAAAAGCUCCCCAGCAUCAUCCCCCUACAGCGAGCUUUAGGAGAUGGACUCACCUCUGAGACACAAAGCUUCAAGUUUGGCUGGAAAACAGUUUCAGACCCUGGGGACUUUUYGACAGAUGAAAAUUAAUAGCAGGGAAAGAAAAACGGGUAGGGGGAAAGGUAUUUUCAGUCUGCCAAAGGAUUUUAAAUGUUUACAAUAUAAAAGUCUCUCAGGUUGUUUCAGCUGUGUUACUAACCUUCUUUUCCUCUGUUAAACUGAAGCAACAUUUAAUUCUMCUUUUCAUUCAGCUUGUAUUCUGUUCUAUUUUCUUUUGCCUUUCAUUCAAGACAGUAAAACCAGAUAAAUGCAUUUUGGGAAAUUCCCUUCCCCUUUCUCCUCCUUUGUCCAGUAAGUUUUAUUGUCUGGUUCUUUUGACUGAUAACUGAGAUGCACUGCAUUGCAAACACUGGGGAAGGUAAGAUUUAGAUAAAAUGUCUUUCCCUUAAUGUUUCAGAAAACUCACAGAAACACUUYUAUUUAUGAAACAACAACUUUUCAGAUACAAACAAGGCUCUAUUUGGAAAUUAAUUUCUUUUACAGCAUCUUCUAAAGUGAAAGAAACAGCUYAUACAUUGGAGUGGCUAUUUGGUGAUUAUUCUAAAGAUAAUUUUAAGGGAAAUAAAGCUGGCCACUUUCAUUCCAGUCAAUGCUAGGAAGAGGGGAAGUUCUGUAAAGCUGCACCUUCAAAAGCAAAGAUUCACUCAAGGUACUGAAAAAAUGCUGCCAGACUUUUUCCUACUUUCCUGAAAUCUGAGUUCACAGACAAAAUCAUCUUGAUUGUUGGAAGGCCAGAAAUUAUCUGCUUAGAAAUAUAACAUCYAGUGGUUAGACACUGGUGUGUACAAAAAGGGAAAUGUUGAAUAUAUCUGUUUACAUCUGCAUGAAAAUGUAGGUAUUUCUCCUUUUGUUUAGAAUAUKUAUUACUUUUUCAAAGGAUACAGCUUUUAAAAUGAAUACCUCAAAAUCUAUGGAAUACCUUUAAUUUGGAUUGCAUCUACUUAAAAUGAGAAUUUUUCUCCAAUUUGCUCUAAAAUCUGCCUUUCUCCAAGGCCAGAUUUAAAUAACAUUUAUCUCUGUGCUUAAACCCCAUUCUGUAUACCGGAUAAACUUCUUACCACCCACUUUCCACACACCUUUCAAACUUUUACCUUUUUGGCUUAUGUUGGAUUAAAUGUUUUGUAUCUUUUUGUCUUUGCUUCAUAUCAUGCUGACUGAAAAAAUACUCAUAUAUAAAUAAGAACAAAUACUGAUCAAAUACCUCAAAA
Molecule: messenger RNA, 2309 nt
Organism: Malurus melanocephalus (red-backed fairy wren)
Lineage: Eukaryota; Metazoa; Chordata; Aves; Passeriformes; Maluridae
Gene: ASCL4
Product: achaete-scute family bHLH transcription factor 4
Exons: 1
Coding region: 515-1042 (175 amino acids)
Biological process (GO): developmental process; regulation of transcription by RNA polymerase II
Molecular function (GO): RNA polymerase II transcription regulatory region sequence-specific DNA binding; protein dimerization activity; DNA-binding transcription factor activity, RNA polymerase II-specific
Source: RefSeq, a predicted model, not a curated record